UAUGCCAAUUUUUCUUUUUAAAUCACACCUGCUGGAGCUUCAUUAUGCAAUCCAAAUUUCCGAGCUCUAAAAGGGGUUAUUCACUCUAAGUGUACAGUGAAUAAGUACAGUGACAGGACUGCCCCCCCUACCCCGCCCCCGCCAAUCCAACCAUUUCUGUGUGUGUGUGUGUUUAAGUAUUACAGAAGUGGCAGUCUGUCAACUCCGCUUUCCUCUGCGCUCGCUGGAACAAUGGCUGGAUUGGCCGUGUGUGUGACACGCAGACCACACACUGCUAAUAGUGAGUGACAGCACAAAGGGCUAAAAGCGGCGCGCACCCCCUGACGCACAACGUGUACAGUAUGCACACCUGAGGACACAAAGGGAUGUCUUCCAAGCGACCAGCCUCUCCAUAUGGGGGGACAGAUGGAGAGGUAACCAUAGCAACCAGCAGACAGCGAGUGGAGGAUGAGGAGAGCGAGGGACUGGGUGGUGUGAUCCACCUCCCCCUGGCGUCCUACUGCAACAAGGUGUCCCCGCGCUCGCCCCCUUUUCGGACCUUGGACAGCCCCCCCAACAACACGGAUCUGGACGGCUCGAAGGGGAACUCCCUGAGCCCUUACCCCCUGCACAAUGCUACCUCACCGGGCAAAGACGAAGGCAGCGCCGGGGGUCGGCCGUGCGGCGACGGCGGCGCGGCGGCGGGCGCUCUGGGAACUCCGGAGAGACGCAAAGGGAGCCUGGCGGACGUGGUGGACACACUGAAACAACGUAAGAUGGAGGAACUGAUCAAGAAUGAACCGGAAGAAGCUCCCAGCAUCGAGAGGCUGCUGUCAAAGGAGUGGAAGGACAAACUUUUGGCCAUGGGCUCAGGGCACAUCGGCGAAAUUAAAGGUACACCGGACAGCCUAGCGGAGAAAGAGCGCCAACUCAUGGGCAUGAUCGGCCAGCUGAGCAGCCUGAGGGAGCAGCUCCUGGCGGCCCACGAGGAGCAGAAGAAGCUGGCCGCCUCGCAGAUGGAGAAACAGAGGCAGCAGAUGGAGCUGGCCAAGCAACAGCAGGACCAGAUUGCCCGGCAACAACAGCAGCUCCUGCAGCAGCAGCACAAAAUCAACCUCCUGCAGCAGCAAAUCCAGCAGGUCCAGGGCCAACUCCCGCCACUGAUGAUUCCCGUCUUUCCCCCGGACCAGAGGACCCUGGCGGCAGCGGCGGCCCAGCAGGGCUUCCUCAUGCCGCCGGGCUUCAACUACAAACCGGGCUGCAGUGACCCCUACCCACUCCAGCUCAUCCCCACCACAAUGGCCGCGGCUGCCGCCGCCACACCCGGUCUCGGACCCCUUCAGCUCCAGCAGUUGUACGCAGCUCAGCUGGCGGCCAUGCAGGUCUCCCCCGGGGCCAAGCAGCACGGCCUAGCGUCCCAAGCCAACCUGGGCACGCACUCCCCGCCCACCAACACACACGCGCAGAGCGACAAGGCCCGCAGCUCCCCGCAGCCAAACAAGACCAAGGACAGUGAGGGUGCACAGCCACUGAACCUGUCGGCCAAGCCUAAGGCAUCCGAGAGCAAGUCACCCAACUCCCCCCCAACUUCCCCACAGGUCCAUGCUGCCGCUGCCGCCGCCGCAAAGCUGGGCCCCGCCGGCUCCAUGAAGCACAGUGUCGCCCCCUCCAGCAUUGGAGGACCUCCGGCCAGAGUCAGCUCAAUAGCAGACUUGCUGUCGUCGCUGUCUUCGGGAGCCUACCUGAAUGACCACGAGGCCGUAACCAAGGCCUUUGCCGAGGCCCGCCAGAUGAAGGAGCAGCUCAAGCGGGAGCAGCAGGUGCUCGACGCCAAGGUGGCGGCCGUCAGCAGCCUCGGACUCAACAACGGACGCUCCGAUAAGGACAAGGCGGCCUUGGAGAGUCUGAGCCAACAGCUGAAGCAGCAGGCCGAGGACAAGUUCAGCCACGCCAUGCUGGACUUCACCAUGAGCGGCGACUCUGAUGGCUCCCCGAGCGUGUCCGACUCUCGGAUAUUCCGCGAGGCCCGGGGUCGUGGCAGCAGCGAGCCUCACAUCAAGCGGCCCAUGAAUGCGUUCAUGGUGUGGGCAAAGGACGAGCGGAGGAAGAUUCUGCAAGCCUUUCCCGACAUGCACAACUCCAACAUCAGCAAAAUCCUCGGCUCGCGCUGGAAAGCCAUGACCAACCUGGAGAAGCAGCCGUACUACGAGGAGCAGGCGCGCCUCAGCAAGCAGCAUCUGGAGAAGUACCCGGACUACAAGUACAAGCCGCGGCCCAAGCGCACGUGCCUGGUGGACGGCAAGAAGCUGCGCAUUGGCGAGUACAAGGCCAUCAUGCGCUCCCGGCGACAGGAAAUGAGGCAAUACUUCAGUGUGGGGCAGCAGAGUCAACUGCCCCUGUCGUCGGCGGGCGUGGUCUACCCAGGCGCCCUCUCCAUGGCAGGCAUGCCAUCGCCCCAGAUGCCCUCGGAGCACUCUAGCAUGUCGAGCAGCCCCGAGCCCAACGCCAACCACCACCAGCACCACCUCCACUCCUCGUCGCACCUGGGCGGCCUGAAGGGCGACGAGCCUCGCGUCAAGGAGGAGGAGCUGCGGCUGGACGACAGCAACGGAGACGUUUACGACGACUUCGACUACGAGGACGAGGAGGCCGACUACGCCAGCGACAGUGAGAAUCACAUCGCCCAAUAGGAUGAGCCCUGUCAAAAAAAAAUAUAUCGCCCUUUUGACAUCCUUACGUCCUCCCCCCGCGGACUCCUCGCAGAGCCUAAAGCCCCUCCCAUUUAAAAGUCCCGAUACCAGCAUCUGACCAAUCAGCUGAAGCGAAGGACUGUCACCCACACUGACUGUUACACAAUCUGGGAGGAAGACAAAGCCAGCCAGCCCGACACUUUGAAGAACGUCACUCCGGCGGGGGGGCGAGAGAGAAGAAAAAAAAACAAAAGCGACCUUUUAAAGAGUUUGUACACCAGAAAAGUUGCAAAACAGCGGACCUGUCACAGGCCAAAACAGAUGACACUUUAAAUACGGUGGACCUUUUUAAAGCGAGAGAAAAAAAAAAAAAAAGAAAAACAGCUUUUUUUUUUCCUGUUCUCGGUUCUAUAAUAUUCUCACUCAGGUACACGGUGCCAAUAAGUGGCUUGUGAAUGUGAUUUGUUGUUUUUUUUUGUGCUAAGUUUGAAGAAUAAUAGAAAAAGAGACAUUUCCCUCCCUCCCCCUCGACCCCCCCCGUCCCCUCCAGUUUGUUGUUGAAGCACCUGAAACACACCGCGUUCAUUUUCCGAGAAGAAAGAGAUCUAUUCCUGGAGAUUUGCAGUUUUCCCCAAAACACCCCAUUAUGCGAGCAAGGACGGCGAGGGGGUUGAUUUUGGGCUUUAUUUAUAAAUGGGUGGGUGGGGUGGGGGUGGGGGGUCGACGACAAGGAAGCACUGUGUUUGCCAGACAAUCCACCCGUUGUCAUUUCGCGCCGUCCGUCCACGAGCUGAACAGCAGUGCGACAUCGCUUGAACCAUGCAAUCGUGUGUGUGCGUGUGUGAAAUGGGGAUGGGGGGGGCUUUUUUGUGCAAAAAAAAAAAGACAAGAAACUAACUGCUGUUUAUCAACUGCAUCACUCUCUCUCUCUCUCUCACACACACACACACACACACACACACACACACACGUUAUGUGUUUCUUCCCCCGCCCCUGCUGACCUCAGCGGGCCGCCAGUCAGUGUUUCCAUUUUGUAUUUGAAUACUGUAUUUUUUAUUAUUUCUCUAAACUGCCUCUAUUCUAAUAUUAUUAACAAUAAUUAUAAGGACGGUCAGCUAUGUUUAGUAAGUUAUGUACAGUAUAAUUUAUUUUUCUUCUCUAUAUCGGGUUUCUAUGAUGUUAUUUUAGUCUGUAGGUAUUAGAUAAAAAUACCUCCCCCCCAGCCCACACACGUUUUUUUUUUUUGUGGUUUUUUUUGGGGGGGGGUUGUUCCCUUUUGAGUUUUUCCGACGUUUCGUAUUAAUCCUCCGCUCGGACAAGCUGAAGACAAGCCGUCGGAAAUUUUGAAAAGCACUCAGACUCUCCCGUCGGAGAAAAGAAAGAAAGAAAAAAAGAAGAACAUGAUAUUUUGUAUUGUUAUAAUUAUGAUUGCAUUUAUUUGUCAUCCUUAUUCUCAAUGUAUAAUGUGAAGAUUUUCGCCCCAAUGUUUACCAGCUCAGCCCCGGGGUACGCAGUGGAACAUCAUUGGCUGGAAUCCACACACACACACACACACACACACACACACACACAUUUAAGAGAUUAUUCAUGACAACCAAACAAGUCCUAUGCUGUCUUUAUUUUAUUUUUUUUACAUUUCGAUUAAAUCCUGUACAUAUAUUUUGUGAAAGUAUUUUGUUUCAAUCAUAGGAAAGCAGUGUUUACCCCACCAAUGGUGUUCUGCUGUGUGCGUAUGGCAACUCCAACAGGAGCCUCGAUUCUUUUUUGGUUGUUGUUUUUUUUUUUUUGGAGCUCCACAGAGCCAUGACUUCUCAUGACUUGACUUUGCUGUACAGCUAUUAUCACGCCACGAUGCUGGAGAGAGGAGAGGAAGGCGAGAGGGGAGGGGCAUGAGGACGUCAAUCAUCCCUGCUGGCAAGGUCGGGCCCCCCCUCCGUUUUGAGACAAUGAAGAAGGCGAUCGUAUUAUUUAAGACAAUCAAAGUAGAGUGGAGCUCAAAACAAAGUUUGAAUUCUCAAGACGACAGACACACACAAAAAAUAUCUGACCAUCUCAACUUGAAAAAUCAAGAAAGAUAAUUAUGUAAAUAUAACAUAGAGUUAUAGAUUUAUAUUUUGUUCAUAACACAGUGUAAUAUAAAUUGUACAUUUGGGUUUUUUCCCCUCUUCUCUCUCUUCCUCUGUCUCUUUUAUUGAUGUUUAUCCAUGCCACAGGAGUCGCAGUACUCUUACACACAAGACGAAAAAUUGAGGGGGGGAAAAAAAAGAGAAAAAAAAGCCAUGGGCUACCACCACCAUCUGUUCUAAGUUCACUUUUUUUCAGUAUUACUGCCAGACAAGGCUCUAAUAAAGACAGCAAUGUGUUCGGUAAAA
Messenger RNA from Hippocampus zosterae (dwarf seahorse), 5041 nucleotides. RefSeq names its product SRY-box transcription factor 5 (gene sox5). The transcript has 15 exons. Gene Ontology annotation, molecular function: DNA-binding transcription factor activity, RNA polymerase II-specific; RNA polymerase II cis-regulatory region sequence-specific DNA binding. NCBI's taxonomy places the organism in Eukaryota, Metazoa, Chordata, Actinopteri, Syngnathiformes, Syngnathidae. Gene Ontology annotation, biological process: positive regulation of chondrocyte differentiation; cell fate commitment; regulation of transcription by RNA polymerase II. The record is from RefSeq and is a predicted model, not a curated record. The coding region runs from base 366 to 2669 and encodes 767 amino acids. Gene Ontology annotation, cellular component: nucleus.